AUGCUAGACACUUCUCAAAUUGUUCAAAUACGUUAUACUUUAAUGGAAUUUUUUAAGAGAGAAUAUGUUGUUGGUGAUGCGAAUGGUGAUUACAGUUCUGAACCACUAUAUCUAAAAAAUAAAUUUGCUAAUACAUUGACUUUAUUGUUUGUUCAAUUAUAUCCAACAAAUUGGCAAGACUUUUUUGAUGAGUUUCUUUUAUUGAUCCAAUCAAAUAAUAUUGAUAUAAACAUUAAUAGUAAAAGGAAAACAAAUUCUUGUACUGUUGAUAUUUUUUUAAGAAUUUUAUUGUCAAUUGAUGAGAAAGUUGCAAAUAUUGUUAUUUCAAGAGGAAAAGAAGAAGCCAUCAGGAAUUCAACUAUUAAAGACAAUAUGAGGGCAGGUGAUAUUCAGAAAUUAACAACAAUUUGGUAUGAAAUUUUGAAUGAUUAUCGUUUGCAAAAUAAAGAUAUUGUGCAAAUGUGCUUAAAGAUUAUUGGCUUAUAUAUAGCUUGGAUUGACAUAUCUUUGAUUGCAAAUGAAGCAUUUAUUUCACUUUUAUAUGAAUUAUUAAGUGAUUCAACAUUAAGAAUCUCUGUUUGUGAGUGUUUGGCCGAGAUUGUAAGCAAAGGUAUGAAACCAAGCGAGAAAUUAAAGCUAAUCCAAGCUUUAAAUAUAGCAAAUGUCAUGAGAAAUUUAGAUUAUUCAGAUGAUAUAGUAUUUGUAGAAUAUGUUGCAAGGCUAACCAAUACUUUAGGCGUAGAAUUAUGUAAAAUAUGGGAAGAUGCAGAUCAAGAAACAAGAAAUGUUGCAUAUAACCAAAUAGAAUAUUUGCUUGAAUUUUUAUUAAAAUUUCUGGCGGAUGAACAUGAUGAUACUUCAUCUGCUGUUUUCCCUUUUGUAACCGCAUUGCAAUCAUUAUUAAAAAAGCAAAAAAAAAAAGCUGGUGAACUUACUGGUGAACAAAGAGAGUUCCUGGCUUCUUUGUUAAAAGUAGUUAUUAUAAAGAUGAAAUAUGAUGAAUCAACUGAAUGUAAUGGAUCAGAUGAAGAAGCUGAAGAAGAAGGUGAAUUUUUAGAAAUGCGAAAAUAUCUGAAACAAUUUUUUGAUGCGAUUCAUAAUAUGGAUGAGCCAAUAUUUACUAUGUUUGUUCAAUCAGCUAUAAUCAAUACUUUAGAAAAUUAUCAAAAAAUUGGUAAUGAGUCUGAUUGGAGAGAUUUAGAGCUGAGUUUACAUGUAUUACGUUUAUAUGGCGAGGCUCUUAAAGGAUCAAUGUCAUUUGCUUUAAAACAAAACAAUGAUGUUGUUGCUUUAUCUCCUUUAGGUGAAAUGAUUCUUAAAAUGUUCCAAUGUAAUAUUUUUACAUAUCCACAUCCAUCAAUCAUUUUAAGUUUUUUUGAAAUUGUUGUUCGUUACUAUCAAUUCUUUGAAAUCCAACCCGAAUAUAUUCCAGCAGUUUUAAAAACAUUUAUUGAUAUACAUGGUCUACAUAGUAUUAAUUUACAAAUUCGUUCUAGAUCUUGGUUUCUUUUCUAUAAAUUUGUUAAAUCACUCAAAUCAAAAAUGAGCAAUUAUGUGGAAACAGUCUUGAGAAGUAUUCAGGAUUUAUUAAUAAUUCCAAUAGAUCCAGCCGCAAUUGAUAUAACUGAUGAACUUUUAUUAACUAAAGAAAAAGCUAUGGAUAAUACAUUUGCUAAUCAAUUAUAUUUAUUUGAAACUGUUGGAAUGCUGAUUACAAUUGAUUCUGUUCCUGUUGGAGUUCAAAUGGAAUAUUCAAAGCGAAAUCUUGAAACGGACUUGAAAGAUAAAUAUACAAUUCUCCAAAUACAUCAUUUGAUGAUGGCAAUUGGUAGCAUAGCAAAAGGAUUUCCUGAGGCGUCAAAAGGGGUAGCACCAACAGCCCCUUGGGUUGAUUUUAUGAAACAAACAACUGAGGCUAUUUUAAUAGUCCUGAAAUCUCUUAGCAGCGAGGAAAUUAUCCGAGAUUCUGCAAGAUACGCUUUUGCAAGACUUGUGAAAGUUCUUGGUAUAGAAAUAUUGCCAUACCUUCCACCUUUAAUUGAUGGACUGUUGAGUGAAAGCAAAAUUCCAGAACUUGUAGAUUUCCUACCAAAAGUUUUUCUUGUUUUAAAUCAAACACCAUCUGGAACUGAUGAAGCUAUUUUAUUUGCGAACCUUCGAAGGGCCUAUUUAAAUUUCAUCUUGGGAUUAUUAAAUGGUGGAAUGGAUCGAGUUUUAAUAAGCGAAUUGAAUAAACCAAAUUUAGAAAAUAUACUUCAAAGUGUAAUUCAUUAUGCUAGUGAUACAUCAGAAAUUAGUUCUAUUAAGAUUUCUUUUAACAUUUUAUCAAGGGCUAUAAGCUUAUGGGGUAUUUGUUCAUCACCAACAACUACUACCACAACCGCCAACAGUCCUUCUACUUCAAAUGGUACUUCUUCUAGAACUUUAGAAUCUCGACCUUUACCUGGGUUUGAACAUUUUAUGUAUGAACACAUAUUACGUGUUUGUUUUGAACUUCCAAUGAAACAAUCAUUCGAUGUUGCAGACAGUCAAUCAUUGGUGGUUUUAGGUGAAAUCUCAAAUAUAAUUAAAACUAUAUAUACACUGAGAGGUAAUGAAUUUCUUGAAUAUAUAAGGAACAUUUGGUUGAGACAAGAUCUUGCUGAUGAAUUCUUGCGAGCUUUACAACAAUUAGACCAAAAAGCUUUUAAAAAAUAUUUCAUGAAUUUUGUUCAAAGGUCAAAAUCAUGA
This is a messenger RNA of Entrophospora candida, 2730 nucleotides long. The record is from the annotation of a GenBank genome assembly. Lineage: Eukaryota; Fungi; Glomeromycota; Glomeromycetes; Entrophosporales; Entrophosporaceae.